Cololabis saira (Pacific saury) is the source of this 2169-nucleotide messenger RNA. Its product is annotated as intermediate filament protein ON3-like. The coding region runs from base 42 to 1496 and encodes 484 amino acids. NCBI's taxonomy places the organism in Eukaryota, Metazoa, Chordata, Actinopteri, Beloniformes, Belonidae. The record is from RefSeq and is a predicted model, not a curated record. Gene Ontology annotation, cellular component: keratin filament. The transcript is spliced from 9 exons.
UCCUUCUGUGAUUGGAUGCAGGCGAGGUUUGUGGGGAGGUGAUGGGUGGUCCUGCCUCCUUUAUAAGAGGAUGCUGCGGGGACUCAGGUGCUUUACCUGCUCACCUGUGCAGCCGGACUCGGUGUCGUUGUUGUGUUCGGUUUGAGGGUCGGAAAAGCCCCAGCAUGUCUGCGUCCAGAGACUACAGCAGCCAGUCGUACAGCCCCGGCAGCGGGGGCCCCGCCAGGAGCCAGCCCAACAACAAGCUGGACCAGGCCGGGAAGUCCCGGGAGAAGGACGACAUGGUCGGACUCAACGACAAGUUCGUCCAGCUAAUCGACAAGGUAAAAAACCUGGAGGAUGAGAAGAAAAAGCUGGACACUAAACUGAAGAUCCUGAAGGAGCAGGAGGACUAUGAUGCAAAAGUGGAUGAUAUCGUGAAGCAGGUGCAGGCUGAGCUGGAGCAGCAGAUCGAGAGCUUGCUCCGCGACCAGGACAAACUGCAGGAUGAUCUAGUGAAGAUCCAGGACAAGGUGGACGACACCAAGAGGAGUUAUGAGGAUGAGUUGUCCGCGAAAGCUGAGCUGGAGAAUGACUUCAUUGUCACCAAAAAGGAGGUAGACGAGGGACACCUGGCAGCAGUAGAUCUGGCCUUGGACCUGGAGGACCAGAUGGGAAAGCUGAACUUCCUCAGGGCUGGCUUCGAUGAGGAGAUCAAGGAGCUCCAGUCGCGAGUCCAGAAUGAGACGGUGAUCAUUCGCGAUUCUAACAAACGGUCCCUGGACAUGGAUGAGAUCAUCAAGACCGUGGAGGCUCAGUAUGCCAACAUGGCCUCCCGCACCAGAGAAGAAGCAGAGCAGUGGAACCAGAGAAAGAUGGAUGCCUUGGUUUUAAAUGUGGGGCAGCGGGAGCAGGAAGUGCGUGACAUAAAGAGGGAAGUCUCAGACACGGUGCGCAUCAUCCAGAGGCUCAACGUAGACCUGGAGGGUCUGAAAAGAAAGGAAGAGUCCUUGAAGAAGGAAAUCGACAACUUGAGACACGACAGUGAGGCAAACCUGGACCAGGCCCGAGACAACAUCAACCAGCUGGAGGAGGCCUUGAGGAACACCAAGCAGGAGCUGGCCAGGCAGAUUCGUGAGCACCAAGAGCUGCUCAAUCUCAAGCUGGCCCUGGACAUUGAGAUUGCCACCUAUCGUAAACUCCUGGAGGGAGAGGAGCAGAGAAUGAAUGACCGCAUGCGCUCUGCAGACGUUCACCUGCCAGAGAAGCUACACCGACCAGAGAAGCUACACCGACCAGAGAAGCUACACCUGCCAGAGAAGCUACACCUGCCAGAGAAGCCGCCGGCUGCAGAUCCCAUCGACGCCCCAGCGAUCACCAUCGUCCCGGACACCAUCAUCCCCCCAGACACGACUGUAAUCUCCCCGGCGUUCCCCAACCCCAAGAAGCGCCUGUUGAUCCGGCUUGAGGUGGAGUCAGGUAGAAUUAUAUCUGAAAGCUCCCAAUACUUUGAUUGACUGAGCCAUUGAACCACCUGCAGCAUUACAAAAUAUAUCCACAAAAUGUGAAUUCAUUUAGUCAAAUACAGCUAAAUUAAGUUAUUUUAGUGCACUGGCUUUUAAAUUAUUAAUCCAUCAUAAUCCGUUGCAUGCUUUCUGGUUUUGUGAACAGCUUCAUGGCAGGUUGAAUGUUUUCUGUGCUUGUAUUUGUUUACACCCUUUGAAAUGGGUUUCUUGUCUUUGUGUGAAUGUGUAAAUCUUUCUGGAGGUCCAGAGUUUCUCCUUCAUGCUUCCCUCGGAGAUGUCAGUGGCACGAAAAGGGAACACGAGUCUGUGUUUAUAACGCAGAACUCACUUCAUAAAGAAAGGGAAAUUGUGGGUUUGAGCACUUGCUUAAAGGAGCGUUUCGUUUCCGUUCCGUUGGUUCCGAUCACUUCCGUAUCUGGAGGGCGGUAGCAGAGAUGUUUCCUGGCUUCACAAGAUGCAAAGCUGCUCAGAUUGUCACUUCAAACGGCCAAAGUUCUGUCCUUUAGCUUUGCAAAAUGUUGUAAAUUGGCAUUUGUUUGCAAUCUUUAAACCCUGUCUGGUGGCUCAUGUUAUCUGCUGUUUGAUACCUCAAAUAUGCCAAAUGAAUAAAAAGAUAAAUAAAAUCAUGUUAUGAAGUUUUCUGUCAAUAAAUAAGGCAACCUGA